This is a messenger RNA of Pseudophryne corroboree (corroboree frog), 1631 nucleotides long. It is a transcript of the gene CASQ2, whose product is annotated as calsequestrin 2. The record is from RefSeq and is a predicted model, not a curated record. Bases 80 to 1324 code for a protein of 414 amino acids. NCBI's taxonomy places the organism in Eukaryota, Metazoa, Chordata, Amphibia, Anura, Myobatrachidae. Gene Ontology annotation, molecular function: calcium ion binding. Gene Ontology annotation, biological process: regulation of cardiac muscle contraction by regulation of the release of sequestered calcium ion. The transcript is spliced from 11 exons. Gene Ontology annotation, cellular component: sarcoplasmic reticulum lumen; Z disc.
CGGAGAGGGGUGUGUGUGGGGGCAGCUAUGUAAGGUGGGGCGCCUGGUGCUCAGUGUCAGUCCAUAGCCACCCUCCACCAUGCAAGCCUUCAGCCUCCUGAUCUGGGGGACCCUGCUGGCCCUGUGCGGGGCUGAGGAAGGUCUCCACUUCCCCACCUAUGAUGGGAAGGACCGUGUCCUGGAGGUUGGGGAGAGGAACUAUCGCCAGCUGAUGAAGAAACAUGAUGUCUACUGUGUCCUGGUGCUGGAGAGUCCGGAUCCAGGAGACCGCACCGCGCAGAGGCAGGCGCACCUGACUGAGAUGGUGCUGGAGCUGGCCGCACAGGUUCUGGACAAGAAACACGUUGGUUUUGGACUUCUGGAUCCAACAAAGAAUCCAAAGGUUGCAAAGAAACUUGGGUGUACAGAGGAAGGGAGCCUCUACGCCUUUAAAGAAGACAAUGUGAUAGAGUUUGAUGGGGAGAUGGCGGCUGACGUGCUGGUGGAUUUCUUGCUGGAUCUGAUCGAGGACCCUGUCGAGAUCAUUAACAGCCACGCAGAGCUGAAGGCGCUGGACCGGAUGGAGGAAGAAACCAGAGUGAUCGGCUAUUUCAAAAAUGAAGAAUCUGACCAGUACAAGGCGUUUGAAGAGGCUGCAGAACAUUUUCACCCGUACAUCAAAUUCUUUGCAACGUUCGACAAGUCGGUGGCGAAGUCUCUGACCCUGAAGGUUAAUGAGGUGGAUUUCUAUGAGCCAUUUAUGGAUGAACCAGUCACCGUCCCGGAUAAACCGUACACAGAGGACGAGCUAGUGGACUUCAUAACCCAACACAGGAGGGCCACAUUACGUAAAUUGCGCCCAGAAGACAUGUUUGAAACAUGGGAGGAUGACCUGAAUGGAAUCCACAUUGUGGCCUUUGCAGAGGAGGAGGACCCAGAUGGUUAUGAGUUUGUCCAGAUCCUGAAGGAAGUUGCCAGAGAAAAUACAGAGAACCCUGAACUCAGCAUAGUCUGGAUCGAUCCUGAUGAUUUCCCACUGCUGGUGACAUACUGGGAGAGGACAUUCCACAUUGACCUGUUCAGGCCUCAAAUUGGAGUUGUGAAUGUCACAGAUGCUGACAGUGUGUGGCUGGAUAUGGAAGAUGCCGAGGAUUUACCAUCACCAGCCGAGUUGGAAGAGUGGAUAGAAGAUGUGUUAUCUGGGAAGGUCAACACAGAGGACGAUGACAAUGAUGAAGACAAUGAUGAUGAUGAUGAUGAUGAUGAUGACGAUGACGACGACGAUGAUGACGAUGACGACGAUGAUGAUGAUGAUGACGAUGAUGAUGAUGAUGAUGACGAUUAAAAUGUCAUGUAGUCUGAGAACUACAUUGUAACUUACUGUGUUAAUGUAUGAGAAGUGACAGGAUUUAUGGACCUUUUAUAUCCAGAUGCCUCACUCCUAAUGUGUGGAACAAUUGAUUACAAACAAAAAACAUUCAACUGGAUAACAUUUGCCCAAAUCACCACAUCCUGAUUGUUGGGCAAUAGUCCGGAGCUGAGAGCCGCGGCCUGACAACCAAAUUAAUUAUUCUUUCGGAUUUGGUUAUUUCCAGGGAAUUUCCAAAUAAAAUGGUGGAAAACCCCUAAAUAAAGAUCUAUUGGGAAGGUGA